Molecule: messenger RNA, 2001 nt
Organism: Zasmidium cellare ATCC 36951
Lineage: Eukaryota; Fungi; Ascomycota; Dothideomycetes; Mycosphaerellales; Mycosphaerellaceae
Exons: 2
Coding region: 1-2001 (666 amino acids)
Biological process (GO): DNA replication initiation; DNA replication
Cellular component (GO): alpha DNA polymerase:primase complex
Molecular function (GO): DNA binding
Source: RefSeq, a predicted model, not a curated record
AUGGCAGACGUCGAAAAACAGAUCAACGAGUUCUUUGCAGCUCCCGACUCGAAGCUCGCCCAAGAUGUCAUGACCGAACUGCUCCACAUCAUCCAGCUCAUGUCCCUUUCGCCGGAGGACCUCUACUACAAAUGGGACAGCUACGUGAUUCAGAUGGGCGCUGAAACCACCAAUUUAGACUAUAAAACUGUUCGAGAUUUCAAGAAGACGCUGCAGGACGCGCUGGAGCGUGAUUCGAGGAACAAACAUGCCGUUCAGGGCGCCGCAAAGAGAACGAAUGCGACACCUAGAGCGACAGGUGGUGGAGGCGAUGUAUUCGGCAUGCUAGAUGGCAUGGUGUCUACAACGCCGGGCGCUCGAACAUCUGCUGCAAAGAGAAAGGCUACCAACUUCGAUACUCCAGCUCCCAAGUCAGCCAGAAGUGGCUUGAACAGCUCUCCUGCAGACAGCAAGACACCGGCCACCGCAAGACACGUCCCAGCCGUAGCAUUCGAGGAACGCAAGAAUGCUGGCGAUGUUGUUGAAUCUAUAAACUCGCAUCUACCUGCUGCGACCAUCCCGCAAAUUCCACCCUCGGCCGCCCGCGUCAAGCUGAAGGCUGCAUCGGAUCUGCCCAAAUUCGCGUACAAACCGAUGGCAAUGAAGCUCUCAGAGGCUUCAGAAAUCCUGGACGACAGGAUCGACACUUUUACGGAGGCUGUACAGAAGCACCACGAGCUACCAGACAGUGCCUUCGGCAAUCCUGCAGCUCAAUCUUCAGCAGAAGUUGUUGCAGUCGGCCGCAUUGCGUGCGAUCAACCCAACGCGAAGCUUAAUGCAGCCAGCAUGGUGUUAGAGACGAGCAGACGUAUGGGUGCAGGUAUGCGAGUGCCUUUGAAGAUGGAAGGUAUCGCUUUCGACUUCUUUCCUGGCAAAAUUGUGGCGUUGAGAGGCACGAACGUCAGUGGGGAAUAUUUCGCGGUCACGGAAGUUUUGCCCAUGCCCCUGCUUCCUCCGGCAGCGUCUCGACCGGAAGAGAUCAAUGUGCAUAACGAUCGGCUUACAGGAGAUGACAGGGAGACACGACCACUUUCCAUGCUCAUCGCCAGUGGUCCAUACACAACAGACACGGACCUCUCUUUCGCGCCUCUCUAUACAUUACUGAACAAGGCAGAAACCGGUAGGGUGGAUGCUCUGAUCCUGACUGGACCCUUUCUGGAUCUCGAACAUCCAGUCGUGGCCUCUGGCGACUUCGAGCCUCAUCUUCCAGCUGGCACUAAGAUCGAACCUGACCAAGCCACGAUUACUGAUGUCUUCAAAGCUCUCAUCAGCGUGCCGAUUCAAAGACUUGUGCAGGCCGUACCCACAAUAACGAUUGUGCUCGUUCCAUCCAUGCGGGAUGCAAUCAGCAAGCAUGUGUCUUGGCCCCAAGAUCGGGUCCCCAAGCCUGCCCUCGACCUACCUCGACAAGUGCAAUUCGUGGCGAACCCAAUGGCUCUCUCCAUGAACGAUAUGCUGGUCGGAAUGUCCUCUCAGGAUGUGCUGUCGGAACUGAGGAGAGAGAAUGUCUACCAAGCCCCCAAAGGCCAGAGCUUCAAUGACGACUUUCUGGGGAGAUUGUCUGGCCAUAUCAUCGAGCAAAGCCAUUACUUCCCGGUGUUUCCGCCCCUUGCCAGAGAGGACCUUCCCAAACCCACGGCUAUCCCGGGCGAGGUACCGGCUCCUGGCGGAGAGGAGAGGCUCGCUGUUGGUGCCAACCUGGACCUUGAGUAUUUAAAGCUCGGCGAUUUCUGGCAAGCAAGGCCUGAUAUGCUCAUCUUGCCAAGCGUCUUAAGUCCGUUUGCAAAGGUCGUCGAAUCCGUCGUUUGCAUCAACCCUGGAACAUUGAGCAAGAAACGUGGUCCCGGCACGUACGCUGCUGUCAGUGUCCAGCCCCGUGCAUUGAACGACCACGACCGGGAGGCCGAAUACGCGACUCAUGAUCUGUUCGAAAGAGCACGCGUUGACAUCACGCGCAUCUGA